AGACAGGAAAACUUGACAGAUGUGAAAGGCAUUACAUCUUGCAAGAAGGUCUUCCAGAUGCUCACAACGGUUCGAAAGUGACCUAUGGUCAUAGUCAUUGAUCGAUGUGCUGCUAGAGGUCCUCCGCAACAUGUUGAUAUUCAGGACCACCAGGUGUUGCUUGGGGCGGCGGACGUCGCCCACAGCAGCACUGUUCAGAAAGUAUUAUUUGCACAACACAGGCAGCUCUCGACCACGACCGAUAAAACCAACAGUUCCAGCAGGAAAGAGAAAUGAGUCCUCAGAAGUCGGCGACAAUGACAGCGGCCAUAUCGAGACAAAGCCGAAUGAAGGAAUUCUUUUCUUUGACAAUGUCUUUCCCCUCAAGCUUCAGUGGCUAACUCGAAUACCAUUCCUGAAUGCUGACACGCUUUUGGCGGAAUCCCUCAAGAGGGUUAAUCACCCAGAUCUUGCUUUGGCUGAUCCGUCGAGCAUAAUCAAGCGAGCCCUCCCAGAAAAGCUACCUAUCACUGUCACCACAGUUUUGCCUAGACUCAGAGAAGGAGGAGCAUUUGUCAAGUUUAGACACGAGGAGGGAAUCACAACGACAGAACUCGAAAAUACGCUGAAAGAAUAUCUCAAGGAGAAGCCAAUCAAGCCAUGGUUCAAUCCUUUCCGCCAAGUGCGGGCUUUUCUCGUUCGAGGGAAGCCCUGGAUCGAAGAUCUCUAUCGCAUCCCAAGCUCCCGGGUCAAAGUCGAGUUUCUGCCGACCUCUCCUGAAACGUCUGCCGCCGAAUUGACCCAAGAGACACUCUACUCCUUGUUUCGAAGAUAUGGCAAACUUUCCGAGAUUGUACCUGAACCCUUUGACUCCAAGGUCCUUCCAAGAUAUGCAUACAUUGACUACACUCGAGUGAGAUUUGCGACGAUGGCCAAGAACUGCAUGCACGGUUAUGUUGUGGGUACAGCCGAAGGAGGUGGCAAGGCUGGAACCCUGCUUAAGCUCAGCUACGAACCUAGAGUCAAAGCGAACUGGAUCUGGAGUUGGAUCACCAGCCAUCCAAGAAUAGUGCUCCCGUUGGUUGUAGCACUACUGACAGCGGCGUCAGUUGCAGUCUUUGAUCCAAUCCGAACAUUUUUCAUCCGGAUGCAUAUCACACAUGGGUUGCACUUGGAGGAUCAACCACUCUACAGAUGGGCGAAGAGUUGGCUCAGCCGAGGGUAUGACUAUAUUCGCCUCCGGAAGCAAGGGGGCGACGGUGACAAUCUGAAGAUUGUGUGGGAAGAUCGCCAAGGAGCAAUUACUCAGUUGCAGACAUGGAUGAUCGAGACCGCCGAUACUUUUAUUGUGGUGCAGGGUCCUCGUGGAGCCGGUAAGAAGGAACUCGUUAUGGACCAAGCCCUAAAGGGUCGACCCAACAAAUUGAUCAUCGACUGCAAAAAGAUUCAGGAAGCACGGGGAGACAGCUCUACGAUUGCUGCUGCGGCCGCCGAAGUCGGCUAUCGGCCAGUAUUCUCAUGGAUGAACAGUAUCAGCAGCAUGAUCGACUUGGCGGCAAUGGGCACAAUCGGAACCAAGACUGGAUUCUCCGAGACCCUCGACACACAAUUGGCUAAGAUAUGGGGUAACACCACCACUGCUUUGAAGAAGAUUGCGCUAUCGCAUCGAAAUAAGAAGGAUGAAAAGGAGGCUCAAAUGGCGGACGAUGAGUGGCUCGAGGCUCAUCCUGAGUACCGACCUGUUGUUGUGAUUGACAACUUUUUGCACAAAAACAAUGAAGGAUCGUCUAGCAUCGUGUACGACAAGUUGGGUGAGUGGGCAGCAACAUUGACAACACAGAAUGUGGCACACGUAAUCUUCCUAACGACAGAUGUGUCGUUUUCGAAAUCUCUAAGCAAGGCAUUACCUGACAGGGUGUUCCGCCAAAUCACCCUCAGUGACUGUACGCCAGAAGUGGCAAAGAAACUCGUUCUGCAGCAUCUCAAACCCGAGGGCGAUGAAGCUUCGUCAGCUGAGGGAGAGGAAAAGAUGUCGUCUACACAAAUGCAGAGUAACAUUGACGAGCUCGAUAGCGUCAUCCAGAUCCUUGGUGGUCGAUUGACGGAUCUGGAAUUCCUCGCCCGAAGGAUCAAGACGGGCGAAUCCCCAGGAAAAGCUGUACGUCAAAUUAUUGAGCAAUCUGCCUCGGAGAUUUUGAAGAUGUAUCUUCUUGAUGUCGACAGCGCCAGCCGCACAUGGACCCCACAGCAAGCAUGGCUGAUCAUCAAACGUUUGGCCUCUGAUGAGGUUCUGCGAUAUAAUGAACUGCUACUUGACCCUCUCUUCAGUAAUGGUGAAGCUGUCCUGCAAGCACUUGAGCAGGCAGAACUGAUCACGAUCACCUCGACCAACGGACGACCGUAUAGCAUCAAGCCCGGCAGGCCUGUUUAUCAGUCCGCGUUUGAAUAUCUUACCGAUGACGAAGUUCUCAAAGCACGACUUGACUUGGCCAUUCUGUCUCAACUGAUCAGUACCGAGACCAAGAAUGUCGAAAAGUACGAGAACGAAUUAAAGAUUCUGGGCGAAUUGCCAGGGACACCUAGCGAGAUCAAACCAAGAACGCAAUACUGUCUGGCCAAGGUGAUGGGUUCUCAGAUAAAAAUCCAGCAGUACGAGACUGAAAGCGGUAAGCUGAAGAAGGUGCUUUCAGACAAGUUCUAGUGUGAAAGUGACGCCAUGAUGUGGAACGUCUCUAUGGGUACAGGACCAUUUCUUUUCCUCUCAGUCAAUAAUGUAUGAUAUGCAUGAGAUAUAUAUACCCCGAUCAAAUGUUCUGUAUGGUGUGGAAUAGAUGGUUCCAGGUUUUCAUGAAAUCAAAGUGGUUACUCUAUGCUUGCCCGGCAAAUUCACUUCUGUGUCUUGUCUGUGAAAGUGAAUUUAUAUG
Molecule: messenger RNA, 2903 nt
Organism: Exophiala oligosperma
Lineage: Eukaryota; Fungi; Ascomycota; Eurotiomycetes; Chaetothyriales; Herpotrichiellaceae
Exons: 3
Coding region: 131-2680 (849 amino acids)
Cellular component (GO): mitochondrial inner membrane
Molecular function (GO): RNA binding
Source: RefSeq, a predicted model, not a curated record